Messenger RNA from Zymoseptoria tritici IPO323, 1665 nucleotides. RefSeq names its product alpha--amylase (gene MgAMY5). The record is from RefSeq and is a predicted model, not a curated record. The transcript has 4 exons. NCBI's taxonomy places the organism in Eukaryota, Fungi, Ascomycota, Dothideomycetes, Mycosphaerellales, Mycosphaerellaceae. The annotation marks the transcript as partial. Gene Ontology annotation, molecular function: calcium ion binding; hydrolase activity, hydrolyzing O-glycosyl compounds. Gene Ontology annotation, biological process: carbohydrate metabolic process.
CCUACUCCAGCCAACACCCUCCUCCUCCAAUCCUUCGAAUGGCACACUCCCUCUCCUCACCCAACCACGGGCCAAUCACACUACGUCCACCUCACCAAUCUCCUCCCGUCAUUGGUCGAAAACCUCGGAAUUACACAUUUAUGGCUCCCACCAGGCUGUAAAGCCAACGACCCCAGCGGACGUGGGAAUGGAUACGAUUGUUAUGAUUUAUGGGAUUUGGGGGAGUUUGAUCAGAAGUGGAGGAGGGAGACUAAGUGGGGGAGUAAGGAGGAGUUGAUGGUGCUGCUGGAGAAGGCGAGAGAGCUGCGGGUUGAGGUGAUUUGGGAUGCGGUUCUGGGGCACAAGACCGCGGGGGAUGAGAUUGAUUUGGGAGAGGAUGGGAGUGGGGUUUGGGCUGUUGAGGUUGAGGGGAGUGACCGCCACCACGAACUCUGCCCACCCAAGAAAAUCCACCCCUGGCUAAAAUUCAACUUCCCCGGCCGCCUCAAUCCCUCCAAUUCCAACCCUGCUUCCACCUUCCAAUGGAACGCCACCCACUUCUCCGGCGUAGACUGGUGCGACCGCGAGAAGCGCAACGCAAUCUUCAAACUCAUCUCCGAUCCCGCCACUCAUCCCCGACCAAAUCCUUCUCAACUCCCCUUUCCCAUCCCUGGCCGCUGGGCAGAAGACGUCGAUCAAUCCAAUGGCAACAACAACUAUCUCAUGUUCUCUUCCAUUGACUACACCCACCCCACUGUCCGCUCCGACACCCUAUCCUGGUCCCGCUGGAUGAUCACCACAACCGGCAUCUCCGGGUUCCGGCUCGACGCAGCACAGCACAUAUCCCGCUCCUUCCUACGGGACUUCAUCGCCACGUCCGUCUCCACUCACCGAGAUCACCACGCCGGAAAAGAUCCCUUCAUCGUCGCCGAAGUCUGGACGCCUGAAGUCGCCAACCAAAACACAUUCCUCGACGGCGUCACUCCCAGUCCAGACGUCCUCGUCCGCGUAUUCGAUACCCCACUGCUCAACAACUUUGCCCGCAUAUCCGCAGACGUAGUCUCCUCCUCCCCCAACGCAGACCUCCGAACCAUCCUACUCAACCCCUCCGACCCUGCCCACGCCUCACUCGUCUCCCUCCGCCCGACGCAAGCGGUCACCUUCGUCGCGAACCACGAUACCCAAGCCGGACAAUCGAUGGAGACACCGAUCUCCCCCGACCUGAAAGUCUUAUUCUACGCAUUCAUCCUCCUCCGCAAAGAGGGCACACCCUGCGUCUUCUGGGGCGAUCUCUACGGUACACAAGGACCGCAUGGCGUCGGACCAGCUUGCCAAGUCCCUACCGGAGACGGAGGAAGAAGCACGAGAUCCCUCCUCCCCACCCUCUGUCUCGCGAGGAACUUAUUCGCCUACGGCGAGCAGAGAGACUACUUCGACGAGAGCGGAUGUAUUGCCUGGACGAGAGCGGGGACGUGGGAUCGGGAGGGUUGUUGUGUGGUGCUGAGUCUAGGAGGGAGGUGGACGGGGAAGAGAAUGUGGGUUGACAGGGGAAGGGGAGAAAGGUGGGUUGAUUUGUUGAGUGGAAGGAGGGUGAGCGUUGGGGGGGACGGGUGGAGGGUUUUUGAAGUAAAGGGACGAGGGGUGGGGGUUUGGGUUAGAGAGGGGGCGGAGGGAGUUGGGAGGUUU